CACGCCAAUGUGUUUUACAAGCUCCAGAUGAGUGCAAUCUAUCACUAAACACACGAGCACCUGCACAGAGUCAAUUGACCAAACCAGGGAAACGUUUUUCGGUGAGAUUGUAUUGCAUCAGGUCAGACUACUCCGCGCUACUUUCUCAAGAAAACGUGCGCACACACAAUGAAGCAAGCAUCUAACUGAUAUACAAAGCAAAGCACAGAAAAGUGGUAUCGUGCAAUAAUAGACAGAUGGAAAAAGUCCAGACGCAAACUAGCAGUGAACCACUGCAGCGCUGUAUCCCUGAUGCGUGCCGCGGAACAGGCAUAGAGUAUUAACUUUAUGUUCGCAGGCUGGGGCUCUGUGCUAGGAAACAUGAGAAGGGUGACAUAUUCAGCUUCUGGGGCUGAGAAUCGGAGGCCACUGAAUAAAGCAGAGAGGCGACUGCGGUUCGUGUGGUUUUAGCUCAGGAACUUAGAACGGGAACAUGUGAGCAGGGAAUGGACAACUGGAAGCAGGAUUACAAACUACACCGAGAAGCAGGCGGGCUGCCGUACAGGAGACUCACCGGGACACGGGUGCAGCAGCAGCUUCAAUAAGAAGUCAAGUGCAACACUUUCGAGAAGACAGACAGACUUUUACGCAGCAGAUCAUACGGAGGAAUACCGAACCAAAGAUGAAUACUAUUGUGUUUAACAAAUUGAGUAACCAGGUCCUCUUCGAUGAGAAGGCGAAGGAGGCCGAGAGGAGCAGUAGAAAUUAUUUAGAGGUAAUAGAUGGACAGCAUCCGGACCUUCAUCCAGACCUGCUAUCAAGCAAUCAUCAAGUUAUCAAAGACAACAACGGCAUCAGACACAGGAGGCCUACAGUCUGCAACCUUGACAACUACGUUAUGAAAACAAAAUCUGAAAAGGGCCGUCAGAACGGUGGGAAGGUGCGACACAAGCGCCAGGCUCUACAGGACAUGGCUAGGCCUCUGAAGCAGUGGCUCUACAAACACAGGGACAACCCAUACCCCACUAAGACAGAGAAAAUCCUGCUAGCCCUCAGCUCUCAAAUGACCUUGGUCCAGGUGUCUAACUGGUUUGCCAACGCAAGGCGGCGGUUGAAGAACACAGUGAGACAGCCAGAUCUGAGCUGGGCACUGCGCAUCAAACUCUACAACAAAUACGUCCAGGGCAACGCAGAGAGACUGAGUGUCAGCAGCGAUGACACCUGCUCAGAAGACGGGGACAACACUCAGCGGAUGCAGACGAGCGGCGGCGAGUUCAGCAAGCCCAUGUACCAGAGCGUCAUCAAGAAAGAGGGUGCCACCAUGAUGGGGACGGGGCUCCGAGCCGCUGACGCCGCCUCAUUGGCCGAGGACUACGUGACUCCGCCUCCUAAGUACAAGAGCAGCUUGCUUCACCGGUACCUUAACGACUCACUGAGACACGUGAUGGUGGCCAACGGCGUCAUGGACGCCAGGAAGAGGAACCACUCGGGAUCCUUCAGCUCCAACGAGUAUGACGACGAUCUCCUCUCCCCGUCGUCCUCAGAAACCGAGGCAAACUUUGUUUAUCGAGCUGAAACCAUGGACCAUGGAUCAAGUAAAUGUGACAAUGGGGGUGUUCAGAAGGAGAAGGUGCGGGGCAAAGACGAGACGUACUGGAAGGAGAUCAACGCAGCCAUGGCCUUGACUAACCUGGCGCAGGGAAAGGACAGCGGCGGAUCAGGGACGACCAGCUGCAUCAUCCAGAAGUCCUCUCAUAUAUCAGAAGUAAAGACUGUCAAAGUGCCUCUGGUGCAGAAGUACUAGCGCCUAUCACGGAGUCGUGUGUCUCCAACUCAUCUUCCCUUCUGCUCUCUAUGCAACACCAACCUUCCCUCUGAAAAUUCACUCGGAAGAGACAGUCAAAAACAAGAAACAAGUACUCUCUUUUUUCUGUCUGUAAAAAUGCAGCAGAACUGAAGACAUCCUAUUUCGUGUGUGGGUUGUGUUUUGACCUGCAUCACAUGCAUUAGACAGGUGUUGACAUGAUCAUCGUUAGCUGCAUUGUUCAGUUCUGAACGAGACACUUUUGUUAUGUUAACUUAUUUGAUGUAUCUGAAUUUCAUUUUUUUUUUUUUAUACUCCGAAAUUUGUAUUGUACUUUUGCCAAAGUGCCUUUUUGGAAGCAAAGCAUCACACCCGUUGUGGUUAAUAAUGUACAGAGUGCCUCUGGGAACAUAAAGGACUAUCUGAAGAGGCAAAAUAAUAUGGUCUUAUAAGCUUCUUCUGAAGGACUCCCUCCCUCCAUGAUAUGUGCCUUACAACGUGAAUGAAUUUAGCUGACCUUAAAUAAUAUCUGUACUGUUCUAAUUUAUCAAGACACACACAAACACACACACACACACACGAAGCAGUGUGUGACUAAAUUAAAUGAAACUAAACAGACAAUAACUGUGAAUAUAUAUAUAAAGUCCACUCCAGCCAAACACACUAACACCUAGCACUUGAGGGUUAGAAUGGAUAGGAUACCAGCAGAUCUAUUGUGCUGUCGUUAGUCACAACCACCAUCAUGUUUUCCACAGCUCGGCCUUGGGAGUUUUAUUUCUGAGAGGGGAUGGAUCCUUAUCAAGGUUUUUAAACUGGAAAGCGCAAGCAAAUGUUGACCUAGCACCAGCACACAGGCAUGCUCACGUGUACACACACGCAGGCUGACACACACGCAGGCAGACAAGCAGACAGACGUGUACACACGCACACGCACACACACACGGUCGGGAGGUUUAGUCGGCACAGUGCUAUAUCUGUUUAAUCAAAGAGGGCUGUGAACUAAAGGGAUGUUUUUCUGUCUGUUAUCAGUGUAGUAUUAUAUGAAGUACCGUGUUGCUCCCUUACAUGUUUUCGUUUAGAACAAGGUACGUCAACAGUGUAAAAAAAAGACUAGGAGGUCAAUUUAAUCCAACCCGGAUUGCAGUAUUUAUGCAGUGGUUAUUUUUCCAAUGGUCAAAUGAAUUCACAGACUGGUCUUGGGUUAUGUAUAAAAACCUACAACUACGACCAGGGUGCCCCCCCCCCCCCCCCCCCACCCCUCCCCUGGGAUGGAUAUUGUACAUAAAGACACUGAGUAAACAUUGCUAAGGCGGGUUUGAUUGAAUCCCGACCUAGCUCACCAUGCCAUUUAAUCCUACACUCUUUCCUGCUUAGCUGUUCUAAAUCACACUCAAUGUGCUGUUUACAAGAAGCCAGAGAGAGAGAGAGAGAGAGACUUGCUCAAAAAAUGACAAAUAAAUAGCCUUUUCAGUAUUAUCUCUUUGUCAGCCAGCAAAGCAAUUGUUCAAGUAUUUGUUAUUGUGAGUUUGUUUAUCGCAGUGGUUGUUCUGCUGUAUCAAAGUUUUACUUAACCGUAACGCAUUGUGUUCCUUUUUGUGACCGAAUGGAAAGAAUCCUCCUUAAAUACUUCUAAAGUAUGUUAUUUACAUUGUAGCAACCCAAUGCCAAGUACACAACUGAGAGAAAUCAAGUUGGACUGUUAUAGUAACUAGUCAGCCAUUUUCUGCCGACUCACUAAUUGUUUGUAUAUCUUCAAGGUACUGUUUAUGUGUCAAAAUCUACACUUAAAAAAAAAUAAUAAUCUCUGUGCUGUUUGGGCCCAUUGUUUGACAACCUAGACUGUGCUUGUGGUCAAGGGGUGAUUGAGAAGAGCUGAACAAAGCUACUUGUAGCCAUGACUCUUAUUCUUGAAUGUGCAAACUGUUAAAAGCUGCACUUUAAACUCUCUGUUCUCCAGUAGGAAGAAACAGAAGAAAAGUGGUAAUUGAGAAGUUAUGGGAUGGAUUUGAAGGAGGAAACAGGAGGAUUCAGAGGCACAAAACAGCCAUUGUUUUACCUGUACACCCUGUAGGGACACAGAAUCAGUCGGCAAACUAAAUGUACCCCGAGUCUUCGGUCCUGUACUGUACAUUUGUUUCUGUGCAGAAACUCGUGCUUUCAAACAGAUGCUGACAAACGGAAAGCAAUUCACUUUUGUCAUAUUUUAGAAAAAUCUAUAAAUUAUUAAGGAUUGUAAAAAAAUAAGUUGGUGAGAAUAGUCUGUUUUUUUUAUUGUUAAGUUAUGAGUUAAAACAUUUUGAUAGAGACUGGAUUGUUAUCCAAUGACCAAAUGCAUAAUAUCUCAUUGUAUUGUCUGAUUUUGCUUUUAUGUAAACAUUUAUUUUGUUAAUCUAUGGUUACUUCCACAAAACAAUGAAUAAACCUUGGUAGAAAUUGUA
Oncorhynchus kisutch (coho salmon) is the source of this 4221-nucleotide messenger RNA. RefSeq names its product mohawk homeobox a (gene mkxa). Lineage: Eukaryota; Metazoa; Chordata; Actinopteri; Salmoniformes; Salmonidae. Gene Ontology annotation, biological process: cell development; muscle organ development; regulation of transcription by RNA polymerase II. The transcript has 8 exons. Gene Ontology annotation, molecular function: RNA polymerase II cis-regulatory region sequence-specific DNA binding; DNA-binding transcription factor activity, RNA polymerase II-specific. Gene Ontology annotation, cellular component: nucleus. The coding region runs from base 662 to 1783 and encodes 373 amino acids. The record is from RefSeq and is a predicted model, not a curated record.